AAUUCGAUCGUAUUACUUGUGUAUACGCAAAUGAGUAUAUGAUUAUAUGUUUUGUAUUCUCAAAAUUUUCAAGUUAAUUUUGGGAUAUCAUUGAAUUUGGCUUGAAUUUUGUCGUGGAUUUGGAUGUGUCGUUUUAGAUUAUGGUUUUGGAAAGGUUUGGUUGGAUCUGCGUUGAAAUUGAAGAAAUCGGACUCGUUUAUUCGUGAAAUUCAGCUUGAUCAGGCAGAGAUCCGAUCAGAUUUCGUCAAAUCUGUUUGUGUGUGCUCGAUCGUGUUAGAAUAGAUUCUGUCGUGAAACAACAAAAUGGGUUCGGAAUUGAGGUUCUGGUUUGAAUUGCCAAGAUCAUAAUUCAACUGACAGAUGAGCUUUGUUUGGCUGUGCAGAACUGGUUUUCUUAAGCAUUAUUUAUCUAUUUGUUAACUCCAAUAAAACAGUUGCUUUGGAAUUGGGGCUCCCAGUUUCGAUUCCAAUUUCAUAGAGAGACUUUUGGACAGCGGUCUGAGUCAAUAGAGAUCAAAUUUAGGCUUAGAUAAUUUUCUCUAAUUCUUUCCGAAGUAUUCAUUCUGGUCGUUUUUGGAACUACCACCUUAAAUCUUUAACAUGUUAUAUGAACCCAGUUUGCCCCCCACUCUCUGUCCUUUUUGCUUGUCAAUUGAGGAGGAAAUAUUGGAAGUAGAAUCUUUCUGUUUGAGAUUUGUAGCGAUGGUCGAAAAUAAAUGUCCGACAAAUUUUUAAAAGCAAUAGCUAUUUUGAUGACGAGUGUGAGUGAAACCAUCUACUCUCUGAUCUAUUGGUAUAAGUUAACAUUUGUGUGAUCCAGGCAAGGUGUACAUAACGCCUCCUGAGGAAUUUUUUCAUUGAAAUAUUUUUUUGUGGAACUUUCAUCUUUGCUUGAACGGGCAGCUCUUAUUACAGAUCUGACAGGGAAAAUUACAUAAAUUGUGUUGUUUUUUUGAAAACUGAGAAUUAUCCAAAGUGGCAAAUCACCAUUUUAAAUGUCACUUCUCUAGUAUCAUUUAAAAGCUUUGUUUUUUGAGUUUUUGAAUCAUCUAUACGGUUGUACCUUGUCGAGUGAGAUGAAAUAUGUGGUGAUACAUCAAUACAUAACUUAUAUGUAUUUAUUCGUAUCUGAUUUUGUAGGCUGAGGUCUAUCUGGUAACAGUACUUCAUCACAAUUGAUGAUCACUUAUUGGCAUUUAUGCAUGAGAUAUGGUGUUAAAGAAGAGGCUCGAUCAUGGAUUCAAUGGUUACGGUCUCCCUCUUAUACCUAGAGCUCCAAGAUCAGUUAGAAGGAAGGGUUCACGUAAGCAAACAGUGGAGGAUAGCCAAAUUUGUGCAUUCGAAUUACUGGCAGCUGUAGCUGGCAAAUUGCUGCAGGAGAGCGAAAGUUCUGCUUCCAGUAAUGCUGCAGAAGGAAAUGAUCAGCUUUUUCUCCAUAAAGAUGGUCUUAAACAGGAACUAAUAGAAGAAGGUCAAGCUUUGAGAUCUGAUUGCCUUGAUCAGGGAAGCUUCAUAGAGAGUGAAUUUAUCCCUAAAUUUUCAGCUGAGGAUUGCAAUUUAAAGUCAGAAUUGAAAGAAUUCCCUCUUGGAGAGAAUGAUUCUAUUUUGGAACGCACUUCCAAUGUUACUAGUCCUAAUUUCACGAAGAAAGUUGGUUUGUCUGCUGGUUGUGAUGUGAACGGGGAAAUCUGUGGAAGUAAGAAUGCUCAUGAAAAUUUUCCUAAUAAAGCAGAGGGAGGCUGCUCAGAUGAUGGGGAAUCAUUUGGCUGUAAGAUAGAUAAUGAAAUAGAAAGACAGGUAGAGGCUACAUGGAAGCCGACCAUUGAUUUGACUGCGCCUAACACCAAGGAUCCCAUGGAGAUUUGUGCAAAUACUCACACACUCGUUAAUUCACAGGGUAGUGUACAGUUGCCCUUGUAUAGUGACCCCGUUCCUAAUGCUUCUUUUGCUAAGCAUAGGGAUGAUGUAAAGUUAGGUAGUAGAGAUGAUGAUGAAAAUUCUUUUAGGUGCAACCAAUCUAGCACCAAGAAACGGGCCUUUAGGCCGCAAACACGUAUUGGAUACCGACGAAUAAGGAAGAUGCUGACAACUAAAUACUGGAAAGUAGCUCCAAAAUUGAAGGAUUAUGAAAUUUCUAACAUUGAUCGGGGAACAAAGCCCAUAUACCGCAGUAGGAAAGCCAUUUACACACUUGAAAGAUGUCAACAUGAAGCUCCUUCUAAGAGGAGGAAAUUGUUUGACCAUAGCUCAAGAGUUAUGUAUAAUCAGGAGGCUAGUAGUGAAAGCAUAUCUAAUUCACCCAAGAAGAACAUAAUGGGAGCCAAAAAUGCUUCAGCUGCAUUCUUUCACCGAGCAAGAGGAUUGCCAUCUUCUACUAAAGGCCAUCAAGCAUCUUUUCACUCCAAUAAUUCACAUGGUGUGAUAAAGCUUCCUGAAUCUCAUAAGUGCGUUUUGUGUUCUAAGCAGAGGACAGUUAUGGAAACAGUGACUGCUAUCCUUGGUGGGGGAUUACAUGUAGGGGUACUUCUUCAAGGGAAGAAGGUUAGGGAGGACAACAGAACUCUGCUGCAGACUGGUAUUUCUUGUAGUGGCAACCUUGAUACUCUGGGUUUUACACUGGAGCCUUGUAUCUCCCCAACUUCUCCACCUGUUAAAGAUCCUCCUCUUUCGGUGUCAUGUGAGGCACAUCAACAAUCACCCAGGUCCCCAGACAGUCCCAUUCUGGAGUUAGGGUGCCCCAAUGCCUCAUCUGAUCCUCCUCCGGUGACUAAUAUGGACAACCAUGUUGAGAGUCAUCAUGAGUUAGUUCCUGCCCCUGCUAAUGUAAUAACGGAUGGAAUAGUGCCAGAUUGUAAAGCCUUGGUUGCCAUUCCACCGAUAACUGUUGAGGCACAUGCUGUGGUUCCCAUGAACCAAAAGGCUAAGCAUUCAGAGCUUUCACAGCGUAGAACUAGGAGGCCUUUUUCUGUGUCAGAAGUAGAAGCACUGGUUGAAGCAGUAGAGAAACUUGGAACAGGGCGGUGGCGUGAUGUUAAAAUGCGUGCUUUUGAUAGUGCAAAUCGUCGAACUUAUGUGGACCUGAAGAGGACAGUUAUGGAAACAGUGACUGCUAUCCUUGGUGGGGGAUUACAUGUAGGGGUACUUCUUCAAGGGAAGAAGGUUAGGGAGGACAACAGAACUCUGCUGCAGACUGGUAUUUCUUGUAGUGGCAACCUUGAUACUCUGGGUUUUACACUGGAGCCUUGUAUCUCCCCAACUUCUCCACCUCCUUGUAUCUCCCCAACUUCUCCACCUGUUAAAGAUCCUCCUCUUUCGGUGUCAUGUGAGGCACAUCAACAAUCACCCAGGUCCCCAGACAGUCCCAUUCUGGAGUUAGGGUGCCCCAAUGCCUCAUCUGAUCCUCCUCCGGUGACUAAUAUGGACAACCAUGUUGAGAGUCAUCAUGAGUUAGUUCCUGCCCCUGCUAAUGUAAUAACGGAUGGAAUAGUGCCAGAUUGUAAAGCCUUGGUUGCCAUUCCACCGAUAACUGUUGAGGCACAUGCUGUGGUUCCCAUGAACCAAAAGGCUAAGCAUUCAGAGCUUUCACAGCGUAGAACUAGGAGGCCUUUUUCUGUGUCAGAAGUAGAAGCACUGGUUGAAGCAGUAGAGAAACUUGGAACAGGGCGGUGGCGUGAUGUUAAAAUGCGUGCUUUUGAUAGUGCAAAUCGUCGAACUUAUGUGGACCUGAAGGAUAAAUGGAAAACUUUGGUCCACACAGCUAGCAUCUCCCCCCAGCAAAGAAGGGGAGAGCCAGUGCCUCAGGAGCUCUUGGACAGAGUCUUGGCAGCACAUGGCCACUGGUCUCAGCAACAAUCUAAGCAGCAUGGCAAGCAUCAGGCUGAACUCCUCAAAUAUUCAGAAGACCAGGUGGAGGGAGUUGAAAUUUGAAAGAUAGGUCUUAUAGCCCAGUGUACGAGACUCCCGUGCUUUGGGGAGGAUCAGUCUUAUCCCACAUGAAAGAAGUGUUUAAUUGUGAUUAUGUAAGAAAGUUCUGAUUGAACAAAAAAAAAAAAUAGGAAAAGGAUAUGUAGAAAGUCAAUUAAAUUUGUGCAACAUUUCUCACACGUAACACGAUCCAUCGCGGCCGGGUCUUUCUGUUGGAGAAGGCUGGCACUUGUAAAUGAUUUGUUGAAAUAAGAGCAUUCUAACAGAAUCCAUUGUUGUCACUUUGAUUUUGUAGAUUCUAUUCUUUUGCAAACAUUGUUUGAACUGGAAGAAUAAAUCAAGAAGUGUUAAUGAUUUUGAAUUGGUUGGAAC
Ilex paraguariensis (yerba mate) is the source of this 4296-nucleotide messenger RNA. Lineage: Eukaryota; Viridiplantae; Streptophyta; Magnoliopsida; Aquifoliales; Aquifoliaceae. The record is from the annotation of a GenBank genome assembly.